GUCUUCUCUCACCUACAUAUUAUGCUAAUAUUAACGUUUCCCAGAUGCUGUUUUUGAUUCGUAUUAUUCUAAAUCCCUAAAACUGCCCAGUUGCUCUUGUUUUUGGGGGAUUUUAGGGGCUCGAUCUGGUGGGUUUACGGUAAAAUUUUGCAGCUUUUCGAGGUCAUUUUUUGCUUGCAUUGCAUUCUGUCGGAGGUAGAUUUUUUAUUUUCUGUGUUGGAAGAGGAAGUUAGAAAAUGUUUUUGGUCGAUUGGUUCUAUGGAGUUCUUGCAUCUCUUGGGCUGUGGCAAAAGGAGGCCAAGAUCCUUUUCUUAGGGCUGGAUAAUGCGGGAAAAACGACCUUGCUUCAUAUGUUGAAAGACGAGAGAUUAGUUCAACACCAGCCGACCCAGCAUCCAACUUCGGAGGAGCUGAGCAUUGGUAAGAUCAAGUUCAAGGCCUUUGACCUGGGAGGGCAUCAGAUAGCUCGCAGAGUUUGGAAAGAUUACUAUGCUAAGGUGGAUGCUGUAGUUUAUCUGGUCGAUGCGUAUGAUAAGGAGAGAUUUGUGGAGUCAAAAAAAGAGUUGGACGCUCUCCUCUCCGAUGAAGCAUUAGCGGACGUUCCAUUUCUGAUUCUGGGCAACAAGAUUGAUAUUCCAUAUGCUGCAUCAGAAGAUGAAUUACGGUUCAAUUUAGGCCUAACGAACUUCACCACGGGCAAGGGCAAGGUAAACCUGACCGACUCCAAUGUCCGUCCUCUCGAGGUUUUCAUGUGUAGCAUUGUCAGGAAAAUGGGUUAUGGGGAUGGUUUCAAAUGGCUUUCUCAGUACAUUAAGUAGAUUUUAUGUCUUCUCUUUCUUCUGAGAAACAAAUUAUUUGUUUAACAUUCACUGUUACUGUUUUCUGUUGGUAUGAAUCUAUGAGGGGUAAGAUUUGUUCUUUUACCUUUUUUUUUUCAUUUCCAAUUGAAACUCCCACAUCAAAGUUUGAUCAUAAAACAUGCUGUAGUGAAUUGGCUGCUCUUUUCUUCAUUGCUUCUCUCUAUACACGUGAGGACAA
This is a messenger RNA of Momordica charantia (bitter melon), 1038 nucleotides long. RefSeq names its product small COPII coat GTPase SAR1A. Lineage: Eukaryota; Viridiplantae; Streptophyta; Magnoliopsida; Cucurbitales; Cucurbitaceae. Gene Ontology annotation, biological process: intracellular protein transport. The record is from RefSeq and is a predicted model, not a curated record. Gene Ontology annotation, molecular function: GTPase activity; GTP binding.